Molecule: messenger RNA, 1507 nt
Organism: Botrytis byssoidea
Lineage: Eukaryota; Fungi; Ascomycota; Leotiomycetes; Helotiales; Sclerotiniaceae
Exons: 2
Coding region: 1-486 (161 amino acids)
Source: RefSeq, a predicted model, not a curated record
AUGCAUGGUUCCUUGUCUCAAAUACCAGGAGCUUCUUUCUCAAGCAAGGAGUCAAACGGUCGAAUAGCCGCAUGGGUGAAACUGUUUGAUCCGAUUUUGAAAGGUUGUCGGUUAAAUGGAAACAACACUUGUGACUCUGGAGAUGUCAGGUUGGAGAUGGGGUUCUUAUAUCACCAACGAAUGAAUCGAGUUACGAGAAUGGAUAUCUGCACGACAGCUACUACAUACAACCGACCAUCCAAUUGCCCCUCUCCAUACACCUCCAUACGCCAUACAGCCAUGACAAGCAAGUCUCCCAUUGCCCAUCGCGAAAACCGAUCGCAUGCAUAUCCAAACGCUCAAACAACCCAUCCCAUCACCGUCCCAAAAGAAGCCCCUCCCGCGAACUCAUCAUCCACAUUGCGAUAUAUCGAAACCUCCAAUCGCCUCUCCCCAUAUACAAUCCAUUUACUUAGCACUUGGGCAUUUCUGAAAUACAAAGAUUGAUUAGCCUCCUAUCCACAUUCAUCCAUCCGUCUAAUCAUCCAUCUCCUCUCUCCUCCUCUCCCUCUCCUCAAUUCCUUACCUUUCCACAGCUGCAAACAUAAGUAUCCUUAUCCGCGCCCUCUGGAUACGCAACACCGCAGCUACACGCCAAACCGCCCUGGUUAACGAAGACUUGAAGACCUUGCAUAUUGUUGUUGACUUUCGACUUUGUGUGUGUGUGUGUGUGUGUGUUUCUUAAAAGGCAGGCAAGUAGGCAGGCAGAUGUUCGUAGAAUACAAAAGCUUUCGAUGUCAAGACCAGAUGUGCAGUUCAGAAGAAUGAUAGAUAGACAGAUAAGUAGAUUCCUUCACAAUAGAAAGGUACUCAAUGAAUAAAUAGAUACACUUCUCCGAAGAAGAAGAAAACGCAUCCAACCCUCCCUCCCCCUCCUAAACAAAUUCACCGAAUCUCUCUCAUCCAAUCUUACCCCCCUCGCUCCCUCGAGCAUCCCCACGUAACAUAAAUAACACAUCCCUUUCUUCCCCAUCUAUACCCUAUCUAUCUACCCAGCAAACAUCCCUCAACCUAUCACCACUACCCUCUUACCAAAUCUCAAAUUCUUAGCUAUGCCCCGCAAACCAACGGCAAGGAAGUCACCGUCUCCGUCGGGAAGAUUAUCAUAAUCUUGUGAUAAGAAUCUCAGAUACGCACUACGAGACCAACCAAUCCCAACAUCACACAUUUUUCCUCAUUUCAUCCAUCCACGCAAUUUACGCAUAUUCGUGCCUCGUGACCAAAGUUUAAUGAAUGCUCUUUAUGCAAGUCAAUCACUCAUCCGACCGUCCGAUAUCCGACAGAAGCACGCACGAGCCGUGUAGCAAUUUGGUCUAGGCGGAAUUUUUACUGUAACACAAAGCAAUGUUGCACGAGAAUGAGAUUUCCACGGAGAAGUCUACGGAGCUCGGAGAGCCUUACUAGGCAUUAUUAUUCCCACCUCUAUGUUGUAAACGAACGGAAUGUUGUACAAACAAGGUAGAAGGGC